AUGAGUCGAUUCAACAAAGCGGCACUUGAAAUCCGAGACUUGAACCCCGCUAUGGCCCUCCACCACCUCACCACCGCCCUAAAAUCAGGACCUUUUACCAACAGCAUUUGCAAGAAACCACCGACUGAUAUGGAUGAUUUGCGCCGACGUGUCGACAAGUACAUGCAAAUGGAUGAACUCGCCGAGUUUCGUAACCAGGCCAGGACAGAAGCAACAAUCAAGGCCGAAAAGCCAGUCAAAGGCUCAUACCGCAAUCGCCCAAAAGACCUCAUCCCCCGAGAAAAACCCUCUCGUGGUCCGAGGUACUCACACUACACACCAUUAAACACUAGCCGAGCGACCAUCCUAGAGCAAGCACUCGCGUUAGAAGUUUUGGCAGUCCCAAAGCGAGCCUCGACCCCUCCGCGCGCCGACACAACCAAAUCAUGUAAGUUCCAUCGUAAUCGGGGUCACUCGACUGAGGAAUGUUUAGCCCUAAAAGAUAAGAUCGAGGAUUUGAUCAAACAAGGGCAGCUCCAGCGAUUCGUCGAUCGGCCUUCCUCGCCCCGCUACAGCGAUCCUCAGCGCCGCCACGAUCGGCCAGAGGGAGAAAGGUCCGAGAGGCAUCCUUAUAGGGAACGCAAACGAUCCAGGGGCCGAAAGGAAGAAGAACAAACAACCCAGCCCCGAAGGGUCAUAAACACCAUUGCUGGCGGAUUCGCAGGCGGAGGUUCCACCUCCUCUGCUCAAAAGAAACAUUUUCGAGCUGUUCGAACCGUGCACAAUGUUGACAAGGUCCAACGAAGAUUACCAACCAUUACCUUUACUGAAGCUGACUUUAAAGGUAUCGACCCAGACCAGGAUGAUCCAAUGGUAAUCAGCGUCAAAAUUCACAACUGCAUCGUCCGAAAGAUGCUAGUGGACCAAGGAGGCUCGGUCGACAUUCUUUACUGGAACACUUUUAAACAGCUUGGCAUUCCCAAUGCCGAAUUGGUGCCAUACAACGAACCAUUGGUUGGUGUCGUAACCGGGAUCACGACGGGAUGA
Molecule: messenger RNA, 1026 nt
Organism: Cajanus cajan (pigeon pea)
Lineage: Eukaryota; Viridiplantae; Streptophyta; Magnoliopsida; Fabales; Fabaceae
Source: RefSeq, a predicted model, not a curated record